This is a messenger RNA of Drosophila sulfurigaster albostrigata, 2712 nucleotides long. RefSeq names its product copper homeostasis protein cutC homolog. Lineage: Eukaryota; Metazoa; Arthropoda; Insecta; Diptera; Drosophilidae. The transcript is spliced from 4 exons. The record is from RefSeq and is a predicted model, not a curated record. Gene Ontology annotation, molecular function: copper ion binding. The coding region runs from base 167 to 949 and encodes 260 amino acids.
AGUAACAUAAGUUGUCGGUGUUAAAGCCAGGCAAUCGUAUGCUGCUAAAUAACAUUGCUUGCCGAUGUUAAAGCCAGAGCAACACAAAAAGAAAAUAAACAAAUUGCAGCACAUAAAAAAUUACUUAAAAGAUUGAAUAAAAACUCGUGACAAAAAAAUAUUCACAAUGUCUUCGCAUGAAAUAAAACUGGAGGUGUGUGUCGACUCAAUCAAAUCAGCAUUUGCUGCCGAGGAAGGCGGCGCAUCUCGCAUUGAACUCUGCUCAGCGCUGCAAGAAGGCGGCUUAACGCCCACAGCUGGAACGCUUAAAACUCUCAAGGAAUUGCCCUUCACUUUGCCCGUCUACUGCAUGUUGCGGCCACGUCGAGGCACCGACUUCGUCUACAGCGAGGAAGAGCUACAGGCGACGUUGACAGACAUGGAUUUGUUGCGUGCUCAUGGAGCCGAUGGCUUCGUUUUUGGAGCUCUGACCACCGAACGUCUUAUUGAUGUGGACAAGUGUCGGCGGGUAAUGGAACGUUCCUGUGGCCUGCCCGUCACCUUUCAUCGCGCCUUCGAUCUCACCGAUCCCAAAAGCAUGCAUGAGAACGUCGAGCUGCUGAAAGAGUUGGGCUUUAAACGACUGCUCUCCAGCGGCUUUCGACAGUCCGCCGCUGAAGGUGCUGAGACAUUGGCUCAGCUGAUCGCCAAGCAUCAUCGCGAUAUCAUAAUAAUGCCUGGUGCCGGCAUCAAAGUAUCCAAUUUGGAAGAGAUUCUGACUAACAGCCGGUGCCUGGAGUUUCAUGCCUCGGCUAUGGACACCGCAGGCGAGGAAUACAGUGCGCCGACGACACAGCGCAUGGAAUGCGAUGUCACCAUGGGCAAACAGGACAUUGAUCCAUACUAUGGGACAAAUGUUAAUGUGGUGCGCAAAAUGGUCACUAUCGCCAAUGCGAUGAGCUGCAGAUAAAUUUUAAAAUUAAAGCUAAGAAUAUUUAAGUAGUAUUUUUAUGCCAUGCAUAUGUAAUGUAUUCAUAGUAGAUGUGUUCGUAGAAAUUGUCCAUUGAUAGUCGAUUUUACUUAGUUCAUUGCUUUAUAUGUUUGAUUGAAAAAUUUCCACAAAAAAAAAAAUUAUUUGGUAAAAAUUAUAAAUUAUAACGUUAUAGUUAAAAGCAAAAAUAAAAAAAAAGUAUGCAGACCAGUAUUGAGGAGGUGCGUUUGGAAAAUUUAAAUCAAGAGCUGAAGAGUAUGGAGAAAAUGUUGCAGAAAGCCGAUGAAUACAACGAUACUCUAUCUAAGCAUAUUAAUAAACUGAGAGCCAUUGUGAGCUCCAAUCAAAAAGUGUUUCAAAAAUUUAAGAUUAAUGAGGAGUGCAUGAAAGAAAUCCUAAAUGACGAUAAUCACAAGGAAAUACUUUAUGACCAGCUAAUUCAGAAGAUUGGAAGUAUAGAAAAUAAGCUUUUCGUUACCGUGAACUUGUUCAACGAGUAUAAACGUAGAGUCCAGGAUAAGAGUUGUGUGCGAGAUGACAUCGUGGAAUCGAAAUUAUGCAAUCAGCUCAAUGCGCUUGGUACAAAUCUAAUUUCAGUUGGCAAUCAAAUAACAGAACUACGCGAGGAGAAAAUGGCCAAGGACUGUGAGACAGCAAAUAAUCUGCAUCAUGGGUCGUGCAGUGUGCCCAGCCAAGCAAAUAAUCUGUGUUGGACGCAGUGCAAUACCCAGGUGGAGAAUAAUGUGUUGCAAUUUACAGUUCUGCGAAGCAACAAAGAGACGCCCAUACGUCAAAUACGAUGUCAAAAGAAGAUAAUAGAAAGGGUUGAAACUAUUUUAAACAAGGCUCAACAUUCGAAUAUAAGAACUGAGACACUGACAAGUGUUAAACUAUUGGCGAAAAUGGUAUUAGGCGUAUUGGUCAAGCGAAACCAUAAGCAGUGCUUCUUGAAUGAUAUGGACAAUAAUUCAUUAAGCUCAACUAUUGCAGAAAACCAGAGCUGCAACCCAUAUCUUUAAGAAUUUUGUGAACAGCACAUCAAUAAAUUGUUUGCCAAAUAAAAAUACAACUUUGAAAGACGAAUAACGAAUAAAAGUGUUGAAAAACACCCACCUGCUGCGCUUUUGUUAUGUGAAAGGACACACACAUGCAUGUGUGCAAAGUGCAUUUCAAAAAGAUGGCAACGCUGCGUUGCUGUCAUAAAUUUCGCUGAGAUGUUGGGAUAUAUCGUAAUGCGCAGCCGCAAGCGAAAAAAUUGAUUAGUUGUAAAGCACACGACGAGUCUAUACAGACAUUUUGACAGCUUUGUGAUAUAUCAAUUUACAACAAUUGUAACAAUAAUAUAAAUAGUAGAAAAUCAACUCUAAUGCCGUAGACUUUUUUCUCUAUGAGCUAACGGUUGUCGAUGUCAACCGUUACAGCAAACAUAUGGAAGCAUACGGCAACGUUAUGGACAUGGACGAUGGGCUCAGCAACGCUAGCAACAGCAACGCCAGCCACAACAAUGGUGUCAAUGUCAGCCAAUACGAAUUUACGCUCGGCGAGCAUAUGGACAGCUAUAAUGUUGAGACAUCGGCUGUGCACCGCAAGCUGCAGAGCAAAGUGGAGGCGUUGCGCAUUCUGCGACAGGAGCUGGAACAGUUUCGUGUGGAGCGCGAUCAGUACAAAUUAAUGGCCGAGACGCUGCAGCUGCGCUACUCGGCCAUGAAGCGCAACAGCGAAUUGCUGGCUGUGAAUGGCAA